ACUCCUCCUCAUUCUCCGGUGUCAAAGUUGACAUCAGCCCCGGAGCCGAGUUGAACGCGAGCCUCUUGUCUGAACCAAAGACCGAGCUCACAUCAUUCAGUGGCGCAUGCUUUACGGAGUUAUGUACCUCGCGCUGUCUUGCCCUCUGAACUGCCUGCCGUCAUGGAUUGCAAACCGCGCGCGAAACCACUAUUACUUUGUAUUUUUCUGUUCAUCUUGUCGUUUAUUUGCCCAGCACUUUUGAUCAUCCACCCGUCCAAUGAAGUGAAUCUGUUGGACUCCAAAGCCAGCCAGGGGGAGCUGGGAUGGAUCUCCUACCCAUCACACGGGUGGGAGGAGAUCAGCGGAGUAGACGAGCACUACACUCCCAUCAGGACCUUCCAGGUGUGUAACGUGAUGGAGUACAGUCAGAACAACUGGCUGAGGACCAACUGGAUCCCCCGCCAGUCGGCCAAGAAGAUCUACGUGGAGCUAAAGUUCACCCUGAGAGACUGUAACUCCAUCCCCCUGGUUCUGGGGACCUGCAAGGAGACCUUCAACCUGCUGUACCUGGAGACGGAUGAGGACCAGGGCAGCCGCUUCAGAGAACACCAGUUCUCCAAGAUCGACACCAUCGCUGCAGAUGAGAGCUUCACUCAAAUGGACCUGGGGGACCGCAUUCUGAAGCUCAACACGGAGGUCCGGGAGGUGGGGCCUCUUACCAAGAAGGGCUUCUACCUGGCGUUCCAGGACGUGGGGGCAUGUGUGGCCCUGGUGUCAGUCAGGGUGUACUUUAAGCUGUGCCCGUUCAUCGUUAGGAACCUGGCCUCAUUCCCUGACACGGUGCCCAUGGACUCUCAUUCAUUGGUGGAGGUGAAGGGCUUGUGUGUCAAUCACUCCAAGGAGCAGGAGCCACCACGUAUGUACUGUAGUACAGAGGGAGAGUGGCUAGUGCCCAUAGGGAAGUGUCUGUGUAACGUCGGCUAUGAGGAGAGAGGGAGCUCCUGCCAAGCAUGCAGAGCAGGGUUCUAUAAGUCUCUGCUGGGUAACGUCCAGUGUUCUAAGUGUCCACCUCACAGCUUCACCCAUCAUGAGGGAGCUCUACACUGUGGCUGCGAGAAAAACUACUUCCGCGCUGAUGGAGACCCGCCAUCUACGGCCUGCACACGUCCUCCCUCAGCUCCUCGUAAUGUGAUCUCAGUCAUCAACGAGACCUCAGUGAUUCUGGACUGGUCCUGGCCGGAGGAUACGGGAGGUCGUAAGGACGUUACCUUCACCGUACUGUGUAAGCGCUGCAGGCCUGGCCAGAGGGUGUGUGAGGCAUGUCGCAGCAAUGUGCGGUUCCUCCCUCGCGCUGCGGGCCUGCAGAACACUACCGUUACCGUGGGAGACCUGCUGGCUCACACCAACUACACUUUCGAGAUUGAGGCUCAGAAUGGAGUGUCCCAGUUAGCCCCAACCAUGAGGCAAUAUGCUGCUGUGACCAUCACUACCAACCAAGCAGCCCCUUCUCCAGUGACUGUGAUCAGGAAGGAUCGUACGUCUCGUAACAGCAUCUCUCUGUCCUGGCUGGAACCAGAGAGACCCAACGGCAUCAUACUGGACUACGAGGUCAAAUACUACGAGAAGCAGGAGCAGGAGACCAGCUACACCAUCCUGCGCUCUAAGGGUUGUAACGUGACGUUAAGCGGUCUGAAGGCAGAUACCUCCUACCUGCUCCAGAUCAGGGCCAGGACUGCAGCAGGAUAUGGAGCCAGCAGCAGGAGCUUUGAGUUUGAGACCAGCCCUGACUCAUUCUCUAUCUCCAGUGAGAGUAGUCAGGUGGUGUUAAUAGCCAUCUCCUCUGCUGCGGCCAUCAUCCUGCUCACUGUCCUCCUCUACAUUGUGAUUGGCAGGUUCUGUGGCUACAGGAGGUCUAAACAUCCUGACGAGAAGAGACUGCACUUUGGCAAUGGACACUUGCGUCUGCCAGGUAUAAGGACCUACGUAGACCCUCACACCUAUGAAGACCCCAGUCAGGCCGUCCAUGAGUUUGCCAAGGAGCUGGAUGCUUCCUGUAUCGCCAUCGACAAGGUGGUGGGAGCAGGUGAGUUUGGGGAGGUGUGCAGCGGUCGUCUGCGUCUGCCCAGUAAAAAGGAGAACUGUGUGGCCAUCAAGACUCUGAAGGCAGGAUACACCGACAAACAGAGGCGGGACUUCCUGUCUGAAGCGUCCAUCAUGGGACAGUUUGACCAUCCAAACAUCAUCAGGCUGGAGGGAGUGGUCACCAGGAGUAAACCUGUGAUGAUAGUAACUGAAUACAUGGAGAAUGGAUCCUUGGACAGCUUUCUGAGAAAACACGAUGCCCAGUUUACUGGUAUCCAGUUGGUGGGCAUGCUGCGUGGCAUUGCGUCGGGCAUGAAGUACCUGUCUGACAUGGGCUACGUCCACAGAGACCUGGCCGCCCGCAACAUUCUGGUCAACAGCAACCUGGUGUGUAAGGUGUCUGACUUCGGCCUGUCCAGAGUCCUGGAGGACGACCCAGAGGCUGCUUACACCACGCGGGGAGGUAAGAUCCCUAUCAGGUGGACAGCUCCAGAGGCCAUCUCCUACAGGAAGUUCACCUCGGCCAGCGAUGCCUGGAGCUACGGUAUCGUGCUCUGGGAAGUGAUGUCAUACGGGGAGCGGCCUUACUGGGAGAUGUCCAAUCAGGACGUUAUCAAAGCAGUAGAUGAGGGCUACAGACUGCCUCCUCCUAUGGACUGUCCUGCUACUCUGUACCAGCUGAUGUUGGACUGCUGGCAGAAGGAGAGGAACAACAGACCCAAGUUCGAACAGAUCGUCAGCAUCCUGGAUAAACUCAUACGCAACCCCGGGAGCCUGAAGAUCACAGCCAACACCUCACCCAGGCCAGCCAACCUGCUCCUGGACAGGAGCAGUUCUGAGGUGGUUCAGUCAUUGGGAACAAUGGGGGAUUGGCUGGACAACGUGAGGACUCUGCCCUGUAAGGAGGCCUUCUCUGGGGUCAGCUACAGCUCCUGUGACACCCUGCCCAAGACCUCCGCAGAGGACCUAAAGAAGGUUGGUGUGACUAUCGUCGGCCCUCAGAAGAACAUUGUGAGCAGCAUCAAAGCACUAGAGAUCCACAGUAAGAAUGGCCCUGUCCCAGUCUAACCCAACCAAGCCACUAGAGAUCCACAGAUUGGCUGACUGGCUGCCCUCUGGCCCCCGUUCCAUUCUGAAUGAAGCCCCUCUGGGCCCCGUUCCAUUCUGAAUGAAGCCCCUCUGGGCCCCGUUCCAUUCUGAAUGAAGCCCCUCUGGGCCCCGUUCCAUUCUGAUUUAAAGCGUCUCCCCUUCAGUUCCUCCCUUCACUCCAGUGAGACCUCUGUGAACGUUUCAAUGACGUUCCUUCCACAAGGGAGGCUUCCCCUUGUGAGGGGUAGUGAUGGGGAGAGGAGGGGCUCAUUGGAUUAGAACAGCCCUCUGAUCUCUCUAACAUACAGGAAGGAAGUCCCAAACUAAAGGAGGAAGUAGACGUUAGAAAAGUGGUGCAGCGGAGGGCGACUGCCCUGGAGAUCGACGCUCCUCACCAAUGCUGAGAUGCCUUACUGAGAACAGGAGAGGAGAGAACCUGGCCUUGGAUCUUGGGGGCAUGGCGAUAAAGGGCUGGUGCUGGGAUUGGAUAAUGUGGGACAGCAGGGCCCUUUGUGUGACCUAUAGUGGUAAGGGGCUCGUUGAGAACUGAUCCAAUCGUGAUCCUGUGGAUUUGACUGACAACUCUUUAACUCUGGAGAGGGGGACAUUAAAUGCCUUGAGUAGAAUAAUGCAGUCAGCAGCAGCAAUCCACUCACAUCAACCUGGAGCAGACAGAAUCAGACCUGGAGAUUCAUUCAUGAACUCUGAGACGCUGGCCUCCCACCACUGAAGACCCCACUCUCUCACAGAGAAGGACUGAUACCACUCUGUGUGUCUGUGUGUCUGUGAGUGUGUGCUCCUGUGUUACUCAAGAGAAAGUCAGCUUCAGUAAGAAGCCAAACCAUUGGAUGGGCACCCAGACUACAAUAAGCCAUGUAUCCCCUAGCUAUAGCCUACAGUCUGAAAACAGUUGAUGUCAAACACAAAGCAAUAAUCACAACAAUCAGUUAUCAGUUUUAUCAACCAGAACCAAUGAGUCUCACACAGUUUGCUCUGAUGGUUCACAGGACAUAUCAGACCACAUACAGAACUGUAAUUAACUGCCAAAAGUCUGCUUAUUAUACAGUAGGUGAUGAUACAUCACUCCAAGCUUCCUUAUUCCAACCCCUAGUGUGAAAUCUCAGUAUCUGUUAUUCAUUCAAACUAAAGCAGGAUAGAGAGAAAAGGAGAGAUCGAGAGAGAGGUAGAAGUAGAGAGAGAUGUGGAGGGAGAGAGGAAUAGAGAAGGAAAUACAGACAGAGAGAGACAGACAGAGAGAGACCGACAGAGAAAGACAGACAGAGAGAGAGAGACAGAGAAAGACAGAGAGAGAGCGACAGAGAGAGAAUAGCUUGCAACCGACUACUACAGAGCAUAUUCUGCUCUGUAAGCUAGAUAGAUGACACUAUCCCCGAGCUCUUCUAAUGCCUUCUUCCAGCAGCGGUGGAGAUCUCACAACUCUCUGGAAACAACGAGUGUGUGAGUGUAAUACAUCUCUGGAGCAGACAAUGAUUCUCUCUGAUCUGAACAAUGGUGCGUGUGGAUGCGUGAUAGCACCCCCGUCUGCCCCCUGCCCGCCUGUUGCCCUUAGCUGCUGUUGCGUGUUCUAUUAGCAUGUACAUAUGUAAACAACCAUGUAACUAUAGCUACUAGCAGUACAGUUCCCUUCCAUAGCCAUCCCUUUGUACAAAUGUUUCUAUGUAUAAAAGAAUGAACAAAAAUAUCUGUGCAACAUUUUAAAAAGGCAAAAAUUAUUUGUAUUAUAUUUGAUGUUAUUUUGUAUUAUAUUUGUUUUUUACAUUAAAAAAGCAAUUAUAAUAAGCUAUUAUUUAUUUGUUAACAUAUACAGUGCAUAAGUGUAGUGUUUUGUUUGUAGCAGACAGUAGGUUAUAACAUGGUUCUGUGACAGCGUCGUCAAAGUUUUCUGUUUUCUUUAUAAUCAUGAACAUUUGGAAGAGCAAUACUGUUAACCACCCCCUCCUUACUCUUUUAGCUUUCUUUAGAUGAACGUGUGUGCGUGUGUACGUGUGUGCAUGCAAGCGUGUGUGUGUGUUGGUGUGCGUGCGUGUGUGUGUGUAAAUGUGUGUGUGUGUGUGCUUGUGCAAAUGUAAAAGGCCUUGUCUACUAAUGUUAAAUGAUUUGUAGUGGAAACAUUUAUAUUUUUAUAAUAAACAUUCUUAAAAUAUUUUUGAAAAAAUUAA
Molecule: messenger RNA, 5333 nt
Organism: Salvelinus fontinalis (brook trout)
Lineage: Eukaryota; Metazoa; Chordata; Actinopteri; Salmoniformes; Salmonidae
Gene: epha3
Product: eph receptor A3
Exons: 17
Coding region: 163-3132 (989 amino acids)
Biological process (GO): protein phosphorylation; cell surface receptor protein tyrosine kinase signaling pathway; axon guidance
Cellular component (GO): plasma membrane; neuron projection
Molecular function (GO): ATP binding; transmembrane-ephrin receptor activity; protein binding
Source: RefSeq, a predicted model, not a curated record